Messenger RNA from Exserohilum turcica Et28A, 1026 nucleotides. RefSeq lists its product as uncharacterized. Gene Ontology annotation, biological process: methylation. The record is from RefSeq and is a predicted model, not a curated record. Gene Ontology annotation, molecular function: methyltransferase activity. NCBI's taxonomy places the organism in Eukaryota, Fungi, Ascomycota, Dothideomycetes, Pleosporales, Pleosporaceae. The transcript is spliced from 2 exons. The annotation marks the transcript as partial.
AUCAUAGCACAGUAUCUAACAGAGAACAGUCAGAGUUUCAAAGCACUGGCUGAUCUCCGAUUGAAGGGUUGGAAUACUUCCGAGGGCGAUCGGUUUUUCCAAGCUCGUCGUGCACAAUCCGACAACGCCAAUAAAACACAGAAGCGAUUGCAAAGCUUCUUCAAGAUGACAUGUGAGAUCGGACAGGAAAUGGAUGAGAACACAUCAGUCAUUACACUCGCAGCAGUUGAUGGGAAUCAGUCCCCAAGAGUCCUGGAUAUCGGUAUGGCCCCGGGUGGGUUCACCCAAACUGUGCUCCGUAAACAUCGCGACGCCAGGAUACGGGGCAUCACAUUGCCAUCAAGGAUGGGAGGUCUGCGAGUUAUGCUGCCAGGAUGGAGGGACGAUUUGAAGGUUCGUAUAGAAUUCGCCGAUAUCACGAUGCUAGCAAACGAGAUGGGACGGCCAGCAACAUCCAUACCGACUCAACACCCGGACAUUGCAAAGUUCUCAUCAAAAAGACCGUUUCAGAACGAGACGUUUGACCUUGUGUUCUGUGGCGCGACGGGCGCAACGACUCGAAGUGCGCAUGCUGAUGCCGAACAUCAUGAGUCGCAUAAGAGGCUACGGUUAGCCACGAGCCAGUUAGUCUUCGCACUUCAGCGUCUACGCAAUCAAGGGUCACUGGUCCUAGUCAUGCAUAAGCCAGAAUCAUUCGAUACCACUGAGGUCAUCCGCAUCUUCACAAAGUGCUCAAGUGUGCGCCUUUUCAAGUCAAAAACGAAGCAUGCAAUCACUUCUUCCUUCUAUAUGGUGGCAAUGGGGGUGGAUACGCAGAGUGAAGAGAUGCAGUCAGCUGUUGUUAAAUGGAAGAAACAAUGGGAGGAUGCAACGUUCCAGUCGGAUGAAGCGCUCUCGACUUGUCCCCGCGCAUCUGAAGAUCAAGUUCGCGAGAUGCUGGCAGACUUCGGACCACAGCUUAUCGAUCUUGCCACGCCACUUUGGAAGAUCCAAGCUGAUGCUCUUCGAGCUUCUCCGUUUCUCAAA